UAUAUAUUCUUCACAUAUUAAAUAUUUGUGUCUAGCUACACAUAUCUCCCUUCUCAUAAUUCUCUCUCUUGAUCACCACCAAGCCAAGAUUCACCAACAAUAAAUGGGAAUUGGGAAUAAAAAAAACGAAGUAAGAAGUAUUCACGACCAAAAAAGCAUUUUCUUACCCAUGUUUUGCCGCUUAUCCAUCAAAGACCUCAAGCUCAACACAAUUCCCAUCUCCGCCGCCGCCGCUGAACCCACCUCUCCCAGAGUCAGCUGCAUUGGCCAAGUCAAGCGCAAUAGCCGCGUCACCGCCCACAAACACUCCAAUCCCAGAAAAAGCACACACUUCUCCACCAAAACCCUUCUCCCUGCCACCUCAGGCCGGAAAAGUGAGAGGCUGAGAGAUUCGAGAAGAGCGGUGGGGAAUCAAGAACUAUGCGGUGUUAAGGCGAAGUUGGAUAUUAGCAACAUGGAUCCGCCGUUGCCGGUGGUGAAGACGGCGGCGGCAGAGGUGAAUUUGUGGAAGAGAAGAUUUGAUGGGGUGAAAAGCAUGCAUAUUCAGCCCAUUCAUUUGCCGCCCAACAAAUUUCAACCGCCGCCGCCGAUCACAGUAUGAUAUUAUAUGUUCACACCCACAAUAUUCACAGAUUCUCAUUUCAAUCUUUUGCUAUAUAUAGUUUUAAUUUAGAAUAUACUAUACAAUUGAUCAAUGUAUAAUGGAUCGAAUAAUUCAGUUUGGAGAUUUUCAUGUAAAUGAGUUCAUAAUACUACUACUACAUUUUCUUUUCUU
This is a messenger RNA of Salvia splendens (bonfire salvia), 775 nucleotides long. RefSeq lists its product as uncharacterized. The record is from RefSeq and is a predicted model, not a curated record. NCBI's taxonomy places the organism in Eukaryota, Viridiplantae, Streptophyta, Magnoliopsida, Lamiales, Lamiaceae. Bases 104 to 601 code for a protein of 165 amino acids. The transcript has a single exon.